AUGGCUGAUGAAAAACCUAUUACUGUGGAUCCGGACUAUUAUGUUAGUAGGGGCGAUGAGUACAAGAGGGGCGAUUUUGAGUCGAGCCCUGCCGAUGAGAAGCAGUUCGAGAGUUACGAAGCAGGUCACUUGGUUAAUGUUGUACUUGAUUCUGAUACCCCGAAUCCGCUUUUCCAAGCACCUGUAAAGAACCCAAAGAAUAUUUUAGACAUGGGGACAAGACAUGGAAGUUGGGCAGUUGAUGCUGCCGAUAUGUUCCCAGAGAGUGAGAUAUCAUCAAGCUCCAUCCAUGGCUUGAAUCCCGCCUGA
Penicillium angulare is the source of this 309-nucleotide messenger RNA. RefSeq lists its product as uncharacterized. The record is from RefSeq and is a predicted model, not a curated record. The coding region runs from base 1 to 309 and encodes 102 amino acids. The transcript is spliced from 6 exons. Lineage: Eukaryota; Fungi; Ascomycota; Eurotiomycetes; Eurotiales; Aspergillaceae.